UCACAGAGCACCGGAAGCAUAUACGUCACCGUAAGUAAAAUAAAACAUACACAUAUAUAUAUUUUAAUGAGCCGAGAGUUUGCUGGAGAGCACAGGGUGGCCGAACAGCUGCUUGGUGAUUCCUGCCCCGGGUGAUUUUUAUGAGCCGAGAUUAGCAGCUCCAGGGAAGUUUGGCUUUAGCGCCUGUUGCCGGUGGUCAGAGCUGCUCUGCCUCCUGUCCGCAGAGAUAGGGCCCCAGUGUGGCCUCGGCUGAACCUGGGGCCUGCAGAGCCCUAGGGGUUUCACAGGGGCCUGAUGGUGGUGGGGGGGCGGACAGGCUUGAGAGAGAGGGACCUGGGGAUGAGGAGUGUCGCCCGCUAGGAGAGAGAACUCGGCUCUCAGGUGUGGGGACAGGCCUGCUGCAGAGUGGGCGUGGAGGGAGAGGACCCCAGGGAGGGGCGCCCGGCCCUCCAGUCCCCUAGAAGGGCUGGUGGUGGGGUCCAGGGUGUUUGGACAAGGAAACUCUUUGAAACUUCCCUCCCGUCCUGCUCCGGCCCUGGUCCCCUCCCCUCCAUAAAGCCAUUAGCUUCUGGUGCCGGCCCUAUCUCUGCUCCAUCUCUGGUCCCAGGCGGGCAUUCACAGACCUCCUGCCCUGGGGGACUGGAGGAUUUAUGGGGCGGGGGAGGGUCGGGGAGGGCGCGAGGUCUGUUAGGAAAGCUGGGUGUGGGGGAGCUGUUAGUGGCCGGCCAGGCCGGAUCAUUUCCGAGCCGGCUCUGCAUGACAAAGGGGCAGGGGCGAGCCCUGGCUUUGAUCUGCCCCCCACCCCACGCCGCCCGCCACCUGCCUGUUGGUGUCCCCGCCCCAGCUGGGACCUCCCGAAGAAAAGCCCGGAGGGGGUGGGGACAGCUGUGGCCCAGCACCCCCGGGCCCUGCUCGGCCACCUUCCUCUCCCGGUGGCCCCAGAACAGAAAUACCUCCUGGGCUGAUGACCCAGAAGCCCUGCCGCCCCCUCCGGGAGAGCCAGGAAGCCCUGCGCUGAGCGGGAGCCCCGUCUCGGAAGCCGUCGGUCCCCGGGGUCAUCCCCGGCCCUGGGGGGGGCGGGGCGCAGGCGGACCAUGCCCAGCCUGCCGGCCCUGCUCGCCUUGCUGUUCGCCUGCUGGGCCCCGCUCCGAGCCGCAGCCAGCUCCUGGUGGUCCUUGGCGAUGAGCCCGAUGCAGAGACCCGAGAUGUUCAUCAUCGGGGCCCAGCCCGUGUGCAGCCAGCUCCCGGGGCUGUCCGCCGGCCAGAGGAAGCUGUGCCAACUCUACCAGGAGCACAUGGCCUACAUCGGGGAGGGCGCCAGGACGGGCAUCAGGGAGUGCCAGCAUCAGUUCCGGCAGCGCCGGUGGAACUGCAGCACGGUGGACGACGCCUCUGUCUUUGGGAGAGUCCUGCAGAUCGGGAGCCGGGAGACGGCCUUCACCUACGCCGUGAGUGCGGCCGGGGUGGUGAAUGCCAUCAGCCGCGCCUGCCGUGAGGGCGAGCUGUCCACCUGCGGCUGCAGCCGGGCCGCACGGCCCAAGGACUUGCCCCGGGACUGGCUGUGGGGCGGCUGCGGCGACAACGUGGACUACGGCUACCGCUUUGCCAAGGAGUUCGUGGACGCCCGCGAAAGGGAGAAAAACUUCGCCAAGGGCUCGGAGGAGCAGGGCCGCGUGCUCAUGAAUCUGCAGAACAAUGAGGCAGGCCGCAGGGCCGUGUACAAGACCGCAGACGUGGCCUGUAAAUGCCACGGCGUCUCUGGGUCCUGCAGCCUCAAGACCUGCUGGCUGCAGCUGGCCGAGUUCCGCAAGGUGGGGGACCAGCUGAAGGAGAAGUACGACAGCGCGGCCGCCAUGCGCAUCACCCGCCGCGGAAAGCUGGAGCUAGUCAACAGCCGCUUCAAGCCGCCCACCCCUGAGGACCUGGUGUACGUGGACCCCAGCCCGGACUACUGCCUGCGCGACGAGAGCACGGGCUCGCUGGGCACGCGGGGCCGCCUGUGCAACAAGACGUCCGAGGGCCUGGACGGCUGUGCGCUCAUGUGCUGCGGCCGCGGCUACGACCAGUUCAAGAGCGUGCGGACCGAGCGCUGCCACUGCAAGUUCCACUGGUGCUGCUUCGUCCGCUGCAAGAAGUGCACGCAGGUCGUGGACCAGUUCGUCUGCAAGUAGCGGGGCUGCCGCCCGCUCCUCCGAGCCGGGCCCGGAAGUCUAUGGGAUAUAAAUCUAUAUAAAUAUAUUUUAUAUUUGUAUAAAGGAAAGGCUGGAUGGUAAAUAAUUAAAAGAAGACAACAGAAAGGAGAAACUUAUUUAA
Molecule: messenger RNA, 2313 nt
Organism: Bubalus bubalis (water buffalo)
Lineage: Eukaryota; Metazoa; Chordata; Mammalia; Artiodactyla; Bovidae
Gene: WNT5B
Product: Wnt family member 5B
Exons: 5
Coding region: 1095-2171 (358 amino acids)
Biological process (GO): multicellular organism development; neuron differentiation; cell fate commitment
Cellular component (GO): extracellular region
Molecular function (GO): frizzled binding; cytokine activity
Source: RefSeq, a predicted model, not a curated record